Daphnia pulicaria is the source of this 3123-nucleotide messenger RNA. Its product is annotated as S1 RNA-binding domain-containing protein 1-like. The transcript has 16 exons. The record is from RefSeq and is a predicted model, not a curated record. The coding region runs from base 275 to 2956 and encodes 893 amino acids. Lineage: Eukaryota; Metazoa; Arthropoda; Branchiopoda; Diplostraca; Daphniidae. Gene Ontology annotation, molecular function: structural constituent of ribosome; mRNA binding. Gene Ontology annotation, biological process: nucleobase-containing compound metabolic process; translation.
AAUUGUUUUGAAAAAUUUGAAUGGCUGGCAGCGAAAUCAGGCCAAUCUUCAUUCCACAAACAAAUCAUUAGCAGGUGGCACGAGGCAUGAAAUUGUGUGUAGCAGUAGUCGAAUAUGUUGACUAUUAAAAAGUGGUUCUAAUUUCUAAGAAAUCAACAAAUUCCUUCCCUUACGAAUAUACCCUACUUCCUACUAGGCUACUAGGUCUAUAUACUUCUAUACCAAUAGAAUCUCGCCAGUCUAAACCUUGUUGAGUGAAAAGAAAGAGAACAAAAUGAAGAGGCACAAUGAUGAAAAUCCAACUGCACCCAGCACAAAAAAGUUUAAAAGUAGAUGGGAUGUGGGACCUAAUGAUGUUGAAAAUGAGGUGUUAUGUCUUGGAGUCUAUCCAAAGAGUGAUAUUGAAACUAGGAAAAAAAUCCAGCCCAACAGUGAUAUUGAAAGGAAAAGAAUCCAACCUAAAACCGAUAUUGAAAGGAAAAUAACCCAGCCAGCAGCAAAAAUCCAGCCCAACAGUGAUGUUGAAAGGAAAAGAAUCCAACCCAAACGUGACAUUGAAAGGAAAAUAACCGAGCCCAAAACUGAUAUUGAAAAGAAAAAGAUUCAGCCUAAGAAUGAUGCCCAGCAAAAAUACAAAGACCACUGUGGACAAGACCACUGUGGACAAGCCACAUGGGAAAUUCACGAAGUAUUGGCUGAUUCUUAUGGAGUUCCUUUGUCCGCUUGUAAAAAAUUCACAUCACUAAUCAAAGAAGACUGUACUCUGCCCUUCAUUGCUCGAUACAGGAAAGAGAUGGUAGGCAAUCUGGAUAUAGAAGUUCUGAGAAAAAUGAAGUCAUCUCUGGAAGAUUUACAAAAAGUGCAAGGAAAGAUUGCCUCAGUUGUUAAAACCUUGGAAAAACAACAAGUUCUUACUCCUUCACUGAAUGAGACAAUUUGUAACAUCAAAGAUCUUGAUGAACUAGAAUUUUGUUAUGCCCCAUUUAAAGAUUCAAAGAAGAAGACCCUAGCUGCCAAAGCAUUAGAACUGGGCCUGGAAGCACCUGCUUUAGCUUUGCUUGAAGGAGUGAAACAUGUUUCCAUCGAGACCCUUUUGAAUGUGGAUGUAGAAGGUCUUGAUUCUAUGAAGAGUGUUGAACUCGGGAUCCAACAUGUGAUAGCUGAUGUCAUUGGGAAAAAUAAAGAAAAUGUGGACAAACUGAGUCAACUAAUUACAAGAGCAGAUGUCCGCCUUUGUAUCACAAAAUCACGGAGCGCAGACAAACAGAAUCCUAGUGAUCUUUCCAAAUUUGAGUCAUACAUCGACAAAACAUUUAGUGUAGGAAGCCCAGAUAAUCCUAUCAAACCUCAUUUGUUUUUGGCCAUUAGCAGAGGUGAAGACUUGAAAAUACUGUCUCUGAAAAUAGUUUUCCCUGAACACGUGGAAUCUGAUUGGAUCAAGUUCUGUGAAAACAAGUACGGUAAACAAGACAGUAAACGUAGUGAUUUCCGCACGAUAAUUAUUACAAAGAGUAUCAAGGACGCUUACACGCGAAUAGUGGAACCUCUCAUAAAGCGACGAAUUAAAGCACGGCUAACUGAAAAAUCUCACCAUGCAUCUGUCGAUGUCUUCGCAAAAAAUUUAAAGAGUUUGCUGCUAUCACCCCCUUUACCAAAUACCACAGUUCUUGGCCUCGAUCCUGGAUUCAAGCAUGGUUGCAAGUGCGCCGCGGUUUCUCCAAAUGGUGUCGUACUCCACACAGAAACUAUUUACAUUCGAUUUGGCGAUCGAGAUGUGGUGCGACAACCUGCUGCCACGUCUCUCAAAAAUAUGGUACAGAAAUACGGAUGUUCAACAGUUGCUAUCGGGAAUGGAACAGCUUGUCGCGAAACGGAAGAUUUUUUGAGCCAACUGAUUGAGAAAGGCGUUUUUAAACCAAUCGAUGUGAGGUUUACCAUUAUUAAUGAAUGUGGAGCGUCCAUUUAUUCAUGCUCUCCCGAAGCUAAAGAAGAAUUCCCUCAACUAGAACCGAAUGUGAUAAGCGCUAUUUCAAUUGCUCGUCGGCUCCAGGACCCUUUGACGGAGUAUGUUCGCAUUUCACCGCGUCACAUUGGUAUUGGAAUGUACCAGCACGACAUUUCGAUCAAACAGCUGGAGGCGGCUUUGGACGAUAUUGUCAGCGAGUGUGUUUCUUUCGUUGGCGUUGACAUCAACAGUUGUCCACCUCAUGUACUCAGUAAAGUGGCCGGUUUGAGUUGCAACAAAGCAAAGAAGAUUAUCGACUAUCGCACAAAACAUGGGCAGUUUACUAACCGUCAACAAAUUCUUGACGUACCAACACUUGGCCCUGUAACUUUUCAGCAAUGUGCUGGCUUUUUAACCAUUCCGGAAACAUCAUCAGCAAGCUCCAGCGAUAGCAGUGAUCAAAAGCCGACUAAGCCAAGCAAAGGAUCUCGCGGGAAAAAAGCUGUUUGCCUUUCGACUAAUCCCUUAGAUCGUACGUGCGUUCAUCCAGAAUCUUAUGAUUUGGCAAAAACAAUAAUUGACUUGUUUGGAGGAAAUCUCGAGGAAAUUGGUCAUGAGUCAUUCAUCCGAAAGCUGCAAGUGUUUCUCGCUACUAAAUCGUCAGGCCAAAUCGCCCUUCAACUGGAAGAAACAGAAGGCAAGAUUGAGCAAAUACUACAAAGCAUAUCGCAACCGCUCCGAUAUGACUUGCGUACCAAAUUCGACAAGCCUUUGUUCAAAAGAAGCGUAACUUCAUUGGCUGACAUCAAAGUUGGACAAGAACUCAGAGGUCGAAUCAACAAUGUCACGGAUUUUGGGGCUUUUGUAGACAUUGGAGUAGGAAAAGACGCAUUGUUGCAUUCAAGCCGUAUGAAAGGGAAAAAGGAGAGUCUUUCAGUUACCAAUCAAAUUUACGUGAAAGUUCUCAGUAUCGAUGUGUCGCAACAGCGAAUAUCAUUGGAACUAAUUUAAAUUUAUAUUAUGAAAUGUUUUUGCUCUGCUUUAAAUUACUGGAUAAUUUCUUUGAAUUAUCUCCUACGGUUUUUAAAAUCUCAAUUGAACAGUUGAAGCGUUGAACACCAAAUGUAUUUUGUGUCCAUCUUGUGAGAGAAAUUAGAGUUGGUUAUUAGCGCCAUUGA